UACAAAGUAAUAAACAGCACCAUGAUACGGUAUAAGGUGCUGUCUAGAGAGUAUUCUAAAUGUAAUAACACACGUGUAUGAACACACACCGUGCUUUACUUUUCGUUUUUCUUCUUGUCCUAUAAUUGAUACCGCUCCCCUGAGAGCAACCGCGGGAAGCAUUUCCAGUGUCGAGGUCGCAAAAUGUGAAAGGGGCCCUUUUUGGAUUUGUGUGAUGUUGGUGAACUUUACAGUUUAGGUAUUGAUGUUGUUUUUUAACGUCGAAUUUCGAACGUGAUAGCAAUACGCAUUUGACGUGGCCGUGCUGGAGCGUGACGCAGGGACGUACGCUUGUCGUGUGCAAGUGGCGCGUGAGGUGUUGGGUGAAUUUAGUGCUGCAUGUUAUCCCCGGAAGAACAUUGCAGUAAAGUUUUAUACAAUAAAACAUGACUUUAUACUUCUAAAAGCAUGAAGUUAACAUGAAACACACACUGGAUUUGUAUGAACACAGUCACACAGUCAGUGUUGGGUCUGGAAUUAACAAACAAUAUACUGUAUGCAUAAAACACCAGUCAUUCAUUCUGUUUUGCAAACCAAAAUAAACUCACCCACAUGGAGUUCCCAGGUCGAAGGCGGCCUAGUCUUGGCACUCCGACCCUGAGGAGAAGAAUGGAUCGCAUGGUCCCUUUCUCAGAACGUCGGACAUCCAAAGUGUGGGACCACUACACCCAGCUUAGUAUACAUCGAGUUGAGUGUAACCACUGCAAGAGGCAGCUGUCCUUUCACAACAGCACCACCUCGAUGAGAGAGCACUUGGGACGGAAACACAGCAUUCGUGACGGAGCGGUCCCACCUCCGAACACAGCCGAUGUCCCAAACCCGUCCGGGUUGCAUCAACACCUGGCUGAGUCCACUUUACUUAAUAACAGGUUCCCAACAUCUAAUGCGGCAGCAGACGUGCCUACGGGGUCUUUUCAGCCGGUAGUACCUGUUAUUGUUAAAGAGGAGCAGCAUGAGGAACUAUCAGUCGAGGCAGGUGAGGCCAAACAUAACUGCACGACAUUUGUGCCUGGAUCCGCAGGAGGAGUAGGCACGUCAAAUGCUAAUUCACUUCCCAGCCAGGACUUGGAACAAAAUUACAGGUUUUCUCCAGAUGACCUUCACACCACGCUCAACAACAGUGUCGGCAGCAACAACAAUGGCAAUAGGAUUUGCAGUGAUAAGCGAGCUGGACUUUUCACAGAUCUUAUCUUGGAAAUGGUUUAUAGGGACCUGCAACCUUUCUCAGUGGUAGGAGAGAGAGGAUUUAAGCUCUUGCUUAGUUGCCUUGAACCAAAUUAUCCCAUUCCAUCACCUUCUUUGCUUGGGAAUCUUUUGUGGGAUCGAUACCACAAUUUCAAGCAAUGCCUUCAGCAGCAUCUUCGAACUGGCCUUGCUCCCCGCUGUCUGGCCAUUUGCACUGAACACUGGCGCUCUGUGGAAGGGUGUGGGGUUGAGGGAAGUGGCCAGUUCUACCUCACAGUCAGUGCACAUUUUGUUGACUCUAACUGGCAGCUGGCCCGCUGUGUUUUAGAUACUCGUCCAAUACCAGAAUACAAAGGCAACACCAACAACAGUGGGCCUUCUAAGUUUGCAUACAUAUUAAAAGCCGUUCUGUCAGAAUUCCACCUUCCUGAGAGUUAUGUGUUCUGUGUUGUUUAUGACACUCCCUGGGGUAUGGAGUGCAGGCGGCAGGGAAGCAUGACACUUGAUCAGGACUAUCAGCAGCAAUUUCCUGGACCCAGUCAUGCUCCUAUGCAGUCCCUUCCAGAGGGCUGGGAACCAAUUCUUUGUGCAGGGGAGGCUCUCAAAAUCUGUGUCCAAGAGGGACUUUAUGUAGAGACAGUCAGACAGGCGCUUGCGGAUGCUCGGGGCAUUGUUCUGCACUUCCAACAUAAUGUUAACGCUGCAGCAGCUCUAAAUCAGAAAGCAGAGGCUGCCAAUAAAGGUGCAGCACGGCUGGUUCUGGAUGACCCAGGACGCUGGGCCACAGCCAUUGACAUGUGUGAAAGACUGUUGGAGCUUAAAUGGGUAGUUAGCUCGGUGCUGGAAGAGCAAAAGGCUGCACCUAAUUUGGCUGAUCAUCAGUGGCGUUUAUUACACGAAUUAGUGCCGGUGCUAAGAACUGUACGCAUUGCAGCAGCUUUCCUGAGCGAGGACAUCAAUGCUUCGAUUUCUUCUUUAAUGCCAUGUCUUCAAGGUGUGUCUCGAAUCCUGGGGCAGAACAUGGCCGAGUGCAGGUGCCCCGUGGUCAGGGGCGUCAUGGAAAGGAUCCGUGCUGGAAUGGAGAAGCGAUGGAGACUGAGUGACGAGGAAUCUUUGCUUGACAGUCCUGCUGUACUGUCAUCGUUCCUGGACCCGAGAUUUAAGGAGAUGCGAUUUCUCAGCCCGCAUGCCCGCAGUAAGCUGCAUGACAAAGUCAAAGAGCUGUUAUCUGUUCAGGCUUACAGAGACGACAUUGAGGUGGACCAAGAUAUAGACCGGGGUUUGGAAGUGAGAGAGAAUGAGACUGCAGUGGAACCCGCUGUUAUGGGAUUGGAUGACCAAUUGCCAAUCCCCGCAGUAGCAUCAUUGGAUUCCCCUGAGUCAUGUGCCUCAUGCGCAGAAGAAGGUGACGGCAUCGAACUUCAGCAGAAUGAGAAUUUUGGAGCUGUCUCAUCUCCAGAACACAUGAAUGAAAAUAUUAUUCUGACAUCACCUUCCAAAGCGAUGACUGGGCGUAAAAAUGCAGCGAACGUGGCUGGACUGUCAUCUGCACUAACAUGUGAUAAGCAGCUCACCCCUCAAAUGCGAAUAACCCCUGUUCCUCAAAGCAUGUAUGACCUCCUUCUAGGAGAGGAUCCUACUGAACGAAUGCCUGAAAUCCAGCAGCAGCUGGAGAAUUACAUAGCAGAGCCUCUGUGCAAACGUAGCCUUUCGCCUCUUUACUGGUGGCGUAACAAAGAGCACCGUUUUCCCGCAGUGGCCCGACUGGCACGAAAAUAUCUUUCCAUCCCAGCUACUGCUAUUCCUGCUGAUCGUGCUUUUGCACCAAGGGAAUCGCCUGUGGCCCACAGGAGAGCCAUGCUAGGGCCCAAACAUCUUGACCAAGUAUUGUUUCUUCAUCAGAACUGUGAUUAUGUAGAACAGCUUAAGGGUGGACUUUCAGGACACCGAGAGAAUGAACGUAACAGUAAUCUGAGUGGGAACCAAAGUAGGGACAGUCUGUAUCAGACUUUAGUGUCCUAUGAUAAUAAGGUUUAAGUUGAAGAAUAGUGGCAAUUGCUGAUUUUUGACACCAAUCUCUCAAUGCACUCUUGUAAUACUGAAUUGUAUAAAAUGUAUUGAAAUCAGUACUUUAAGUCUUUAUUUUUAUCAAGUAUAUAUAUAUAGCUUUUUGGGGUUUGUCAUUGUAAAAACCCGAUCAAUAAGCAUUGACUAUUUUUGACAGUUUAACAGUUGUGCAGCUACUAAAACCUAUUUACAAUAACCACCGAAAUUGUCAUCGCAGAUUCAAAAUAAUGCCUAUCCAUAUUCCGUGGAAGAAAAUUAUUACACUACCUUUUUUUUAUUUAGUGUUUGGACUCUGGGAGUUCUGGAGAACGCUCUAGACAUUGUCCAGGAACUCUGGGGUAUUCUAUGUUAUGCUAAAUUUUAUGUGCCUGCUCAAUACCAUGUAAGUGAUAUGUGUUCAGUUACAGGGUACAGUCCUGGUGUAUUUUUCAUUCAAAUGAUCAUUACUCAAGUUUCAAAUGUGUGAUAAAAAAAAAAAAAGGAUUGCCAACUUCAUGCAUGCAUUAUAACAGUUCUUGUUUAUUUCAUGUACAAAAUGACAUGUUUUGUAACUUAAAUGUAACAGCUGAUCAAGAUGUAAUCCAUAAACUGCAUGUCAAAUUAAAGCUUGUAACAAACAA
This is a messenger RNA of Silurus meridionalis, 3911 nucleotides long. It is a transcript of the gene zbed4l2, whose product is annotated as E3 SUMO-protein ligase ZBED1. The record is from RefSeq and is a predicted model, not a curated record. The transcript has 2 exons. Bases 592 to 3261 code for a protein of 889 amino acids. Gene Ontology annotation, molecular function: protein dimerization activity; DNA binding. NCBI's taxonomy places the organism in Eukaryota, Metazoa, Chordata, Actinopteri, Siluriformes, Siluridae.